AUGCGGCGGCGGCGGCGGCGUGGUGUGUCACGUCAGCAGGUGGCGACAAGCACGCGAGGCGGCAACAGCUGCAGCCGCAGCCUGAUCAACAGGAGAUGCAAGCCAUCAAGCCCUACGGCAAAGCUCACCUUCCGUGGCGCCUGGGCUUCGCGGCCCUUGGCCGAUGCCAGGCGAUCCUUCCACGACGCCGACGACGAUGCCGCUGCCAUUUCGAAGAGAGAGAGAGACAGAGAGAGAGAGACAGAGAGACAUCAUGGUGACCCGAAAAGUUAUCGCACCGUGUGUGUGUGUGUGUGUGUGUGUGUGUGUGUGGCUGGCAAUUUGGACGUCACCGUGACGGCUCUGGAGGCGCGCUGUGUGUGUGUGUGUGUCUGUGUGUCUGUGUGUGUGUGUGUGUGUGUGUGUGUGUGUGUGUGUCUGUCUGUCUGUGUGUGUGUGUGUGUGUGUAUUCCGAUCGAAAACACGCUGGGUGGCUCGAUUCACACAAACUUUGACAUGCUCCUCCGCUACAACCUCCGCAUCGUGGCCGAACUCAACUUUCGGGUGCAACACUGCCUCAUGUGCCUCCCCGACGUUGACCGAAGCGAGAUUACCUUGGUCAAAUCACACCCUCAGGCGCUGGCCCAGUGCGACAACUACCUUCGCUCCUGCGGGUUUGCCUCACAGGCUGACCACGACACUGCUGGCAGUGCGCAGCACAUUAGCCAAAACAAGGAGCGCAACUGCGCCGCCAUUGCCAGCCGCCUCGCUGCCUCGCACUACAACCUCAAGGUAGAAGCGCUGGCCUUCUCUCUCCCGAGUCCGAUUCUGGCCGAAGGCAUUGAAGAUAGCUCCUCCAACUACACCCGCUUUCUUCUCUUGCGCCGGGAACCCAUCGUCACCCCUUUCUCCGUCCGUGCCAAAACUUCCAUUGUCUUCUCGUUGACCAAUGCCACCGGUGCCCUGUUCAAGGCCAUUGCCUGCUUGGCCAUGCGGGACAUUGACAUGACCAAAAUUGAAUCACGCCCAGGCACUGUCAACGUAGCAGGACAGGGCGAAAGUGGGCAACUGGCUCCGCAGCAGGCUGGUUUUGCUCAGCAGGGCAGCUCCCAAUUUCAAUACAUGUUCUACGUCGACUUUUACGGCAACGUCGCCGACCCCAACGUUACCAGCGCCCUAGAACACCUGGCAGAACUCACCUCCUACCUUCGCGUCCUCGGUUGCUACCCCACCGAUGGCGUUCUCAUUUCCCCUCUGCAACAGGUGGCCCCCACCACCAAGCGCGCCAAGCGCGAUAUCGCUGGUCUAGCAUCGACGACAAAUGGCCAAGCUGCUGCCCUGGCAUCUGCGCCUAAAGCAACCCCAACGCAGGCCCCAGAUUCCAACGCCGCGUCAGCCCCCGUACCCACCACAACCCGCCAGCCGGCAAAGCGUGAAACCGCCAGUCUCGGGCCCAGCCCCAAUCCUGCCCGCCUUCACAUUGGAAUCGUCGGAUUUGGCAACUUUGGACAGUUUAUGGCCCGAAGCUUUGUCAAAGACCCGCACAACGUUGUGUAUGCCACCUCACGCUCCGAUUACACGGAAGCAGCCCAGCGUCUGAACGUGCACUUUGCCACAUCGCUCGCAGCCAUUGAUGCCCAAGCCCGCGACAUCAAGGCUCGUGCUGGACAACCAGCCCCCACGGGCUUGGACGUCUUGAUCUUGGCCCCCAGCAUUCUGUCCUUUGAGCACGUGGUGGCACAGCUCAUCGCCGAUCCGGACCUCGUAGCUGGGCGACUUGUGGUUGACGUGCUGUCGGUCAAGAGCCACCCCAAGCACGUACUCCUAUCCCAACUGCCGGCAAGCUGCGACAUUGUGUGCACGCACCCCAUGUUUGGGCCUGAGAGCGGGCGUCAUGGCUGGCAAGACUUGCCCUUUGUGUAUGAAACAGUGCGCUGCAAGAGCACGCACUUGUGGCGCCUGCAAGAAUUUCUGGACCUGUUCAAAAACCAAGGCUGUCGCAUGGUCGAGAUGAGCUGUGAGGAGCACGAUCGUCACGCCGCCGGAAGUCGCGUUCUCUCCGAGCUCGGGCUGGCCAGCACUCCCAUCAACACAAAGGGCUACCAGACCUUGCUCACGCUGCAGGAGAACACGUGCAAGGACUCCUUUGACCUCUUCAUGGCGCUCUUCAAGUUCAAUCGCAAUAGCCUAAAGACUCUUGAUGACUUUGCACACGCGUUUGAGCGUGUGGCAGGCCAGCUUCGCGAGGCUGCGGGGCCGGGCGCUGGAGGUGGCUCUCAAAAAGAUUUCAACCCGGUCAUCGCCUCCAUGCAGGGCUCCUCCACGGUCGCCGUGCACACCCGCACCAACGAGCUGAUUGCUCAGGGGCGAGACAUUGUUCAGCUCAAUGUCGGGGAGCCCGACUGGCAUUGCCCGCCCGGUGUUAUCACGGCCUGCAAAGAGGCCCUCGACAACCACUUUAUGAAGUACACGAGCGUCGCGGGCACCGCUGAGCUGAGGCAAGAGGUUGCCAAGUACAUGGUGCAGCACCGUGGGGUGCAGUGUGAAGCUCACAACGUCGUCGUUUCGAGCGGUGCCAAACAGUCGUUGUUCCAGGUGUGCAUGGCGCUAUGCCGGAGCGGUGACGAGGUCAUUUUGCCUGCUCCUUACUGGGUCACGUACCGCGAGCAGCCCAUGUUUGCCGGAGCACGCGUGCGGGUGGUGAAUUGUCGCCCCGAGGCCAAUUUUCUCAUGGAGCCCGAAGAUCUUCGCCGUGCUCUGUCACCCCGCACUCGCUUGUUGAUUUUGUGCAACCCGUCCAACCCCACGGGUGCGGUUUAUACCACGGAGCAGCUGCAGCAACUCCUGGCCGUGCUGCAGGAGCCUGCUUACAAGCAUGUGUGGUUGGUUUCGGAUGAGAUUUACCAUCAACUGGUUGCAGAACCCGAGGCCCCCUUGCCCGUGUCUGCCGCUUCAUUGCCAGGCAUGCAUGACCGCACCAUCGUGGUGGAUGGUGUGUCCAAGUCGUACGCCAUGACGGGCAUGCGCAUUGGUUGGAUUGUUGCGCCUUUCCACGUCGCAACGGCCGUCAGCAAGCUGCAGGGCCAAGGGGCCGUGGCAGCCCUGCGCACCGGCGUGGAGUACCAGCAGCAGGUCCGGCGCAACCUCCAAACCCGUUGCACCCUAGUGUAUGAAGCACUAGCGGCACUUGCACCUUACGGCGUAACCGUACAAAAGCCCCAAGGCGCCUUUUAUAUCUUUCCCCAUGUGGCGCGCCUCUUUGGCAAGACCACUCCACAGGGAACCAAGAUUGUGAAUGGUGAUGACUUUUGCACCGCCGCUUUGGAAGAGGCCAACAUUUCCAUGGUACCCGGUUCGGGCUUUGGCGCACCUGAGCACAUUCGCAUCUCCUACACGGCCAGCGAAGCUGCUCUGCAUCAAGCAAUGCAAAGCCUUACUGCAUUUCCAGCCAUGUGUUGCAUGCAUGACAAACCGCAGCCGUUCCGCUUCAUCUUCAUGCAAGAACCCAAACGCAUCCAGUGGAAGAACCUGUACCCACACACAACUCCACGUUUGACCAAGUCUAUGCAACAAACCCCCUAUCACUUACACUUAUAUUCCGCUUGUGACGAUCAUUCCACCCGAAUUAUGAGCGAGGAUGAGAAAAAUGGCGGCGACGGCGACGGAUUCGCAGGCGGCAGAUGCCUUCAAGAUGCGGGCGUGCGACCAGACGGCCGUGAGCUGGCCGAGCCGCGUGUGACGCGAGUCAGCGUCAAUGUGGUCCAGUCUGCCAAUGGCUCAAGCAUGGUUGUGAUGGGCAAGACCAGCGUCAUGGCUUCUCUCAAAGCGGAAUUUGCCAAUCCGCCUCUGAAUCCCAACGCGGCCAGCGGUUGGCUGGUGGCCAACGUGACAAUGCCUCCCAUGUGCUCGAGCACCAUCACACCCGGACCCCCAAGCACCCAAGCGCGGGCCCUGUCCACCUUUUUGAGCGACAUUCUUCUACGACACAACGUGGUCAGGCCUGAGCAGCUGGUCAUCAAAGCCAACAAACUAGUGUGGUGUCUUUUCUUGGAUGUCGUCGUUCUAAAUGAUGACGGCAACUUGCCCGAUGCCAUCCUCUUAGCCGCUGCGGCGGCGCUGCAGACUGCUACGCUUCCAACGGUCGAGAGUGCAGACGAGAACGAGGAUGCCGGCGAAGACACAAUCCCCACGGUCGAUCCUUCCCAGCGCGUUGCCCUUUCCCUGGGCCAGCUGCCACUGGCUGCCACCAUGGCCUGGUUGCAUCAGGAUGCCGAGGAGAUUCUCGUGGACCCCACCCAUGAAGAAGAGAACAUGGCGACUGCUUGUAUGACGGUGGUAAUGCAAGGCGACAAGGUGCUGCGCACCGACUUGCCCUCUGUGCACGUUGCUCCCUCGACCAUGCAGACCGUCAUGCCCCUCCCGGUUUCUGCCAUGCAAGCUGCUGUUCGCAGCGCCGCGGUCCGAACACAAGAACUUCAAGGUUUGCUGCGUUCUGCCGUUGACUCUGCCGCCACAGUCUGAUGAUUGAUCUCGCUUUAAGAUGUUAGGGUCUACAUCAAUACGUAUCUGUGAUAACAAAACGAAGCAUUUGGCAGAAGGCGAGGAGAGAAAGGGCUUGGGAGGGAGUUUCUGAGAAAUUGAACAUCCAACC
Molecule: messenger RNA, 4630 nt
Organism: Monosiga brevicollis MX1
Lineage: Eukaryota; Choanoflagellata; Craspedida; Salpingoecidae
Exons: 27
Coding region: 1-4500 (1499 amino acids)
Biological process (GO): L-tyrosine biosynthetic process; L-phenylalanine biosynthetic process
Molecular function (GO): prephenate dehydrogenase (NAD+) activity; pyridoxal phosphate binding; prephenate dehydratase activity
Source: RefSeq, a predicted model, not a curated record